GCCUGGUUAGCUGUCAUCAUCAAGUCUCGCCACAUAACGCUAGCUAACUUAAUGUCUUAAUGCCAUGAACCGGGAAUAUAUUGAUCAUGGCCAACCUACGGAUUGCUUUAGCCGUCGUGGUUGUUCAGGCCGUCUUGUACAGAAGCUGCGAGGCUCUGCGGUGUAACUGCACCACUCCGCAGUGUGAGAGGAAUGGCUUCCAGUGUGAGACUGAUGGGGCCUGCAUGGCCUCCACUUCCUUCAUCGAAGGCCAAGAGCAGAGCAUCCGUAUCUGCAUAACACGGGACAACCUUGUGCCCCCUGGACAACCGUUCUACUGUCUCAGUGCAGAGGGCUUGCUCAACAUCCACUGCUGCUACACAGACUACUGCAACAGCAUUGACCUCAAAGUACCCACAGUCACCACUCAGGCAGGACCCGGGGGAGGCUACGGCCCAGAUGGGACAUGGGGGCUGGUGGAACUAGUGGCUGUGGUGGCAGGGCCGCUGUUCUUGCUGUGUCUGCUGCUUCUGACCUUUAUGUUCCUGUAUCAGUACCACCAGAGGGCCUACAGCCACAGGCAAAGGUUAGAGGUGGAGGACCCCUCCUGUGAUCAUCUCUACAUGACCAAAGACAGUACCCUGCAGGACCUCAUUUACGAUCUGUCCACGUCUGGUUCAGGCUCUGGCCUGCCUCUAUUUGUCCAGCGGACUGUUGCCAGAACAAUUGUCCUCCAGGAUAUCAUUGGUAAAGGGCGUUUCGGGGAAGUGUGGCGAGGACGUUGGAGGGGAGGUGACGUGGCGGUGAAGAUCUUCUCUUCCAGGGAGGAGCGCUCCUGGUUCCGUGAGGCUGAAAUCUAUCAGACUAUCAUGCUGCGCCAUGAAAACAUCCUGGGCUUUAUAGCUGCUGACAACAAAGACAAUGGCACAUGGACCCAGCUGUGGUUGGUGUCAGACUACCACGAGCACGGCUCCCUGUUUGACUACCUGAACCGCUACCCUGUCACCACUGAAGGGAUGAUCAAACUUGCACUGUCAGCUGCCAGUGGCCUGGCACAUCUGCACAUGGAGAUACUGGGAACACAAGGAAAACCAGGUAUCGCCCACAGAGACCUGAAGUCCAAGAACAUCCUGGUGAAGAAGAACUGCACCUGUGCCAUCGCUGACCUGGGCUUGGCUGUCCGUCAUGACUCUGCCUCCGACACCAUCGACAUUGCACCCAAUCAGAGGGUGGGCACCAAGAGGUACAUGGCUCCAGAGGUUUUGGACGAGACGAUCAACAUGAGACACUUUGACUCGUUCAAAUGUGCUGAUAUCUACGCUUUGGGGCUGGUCUACUGGGAGAUUGCACGCCGCUGUAAUACUGGAGGUAUCCAUGAGGAGUACCAGCUGCCCUACUACGACCUGGUACCGUCUGACCCUUCCAUAGAGGAGAUGAGAAAGUUGGUCUGUGACCAAAAGCUUCGACCCAACAUUCCUAAUUGGUGGCAGAGCUACGAGGCCUUACGGGUAAUGGGAAAGAUCAUGAGGGAGUGUUGGUACUCGAAUGGAGCCGCCCGCCUGACGGCCCUGCGCAUCAAGAAGAGCCUCUCCCAGCUCAGCAUUCAAGAGGACAUUAAAGUGUGAGCUCAGAGAACGAGCACUGAGCACUACCCGACUCCAGACUUUUGAAAACUGAGCACUUUGUAAAAUAUUUCUCCAUUGACACUCCUGCCAGUUUUGAAGCCACUUGAUUUCUGACCAACCCUACCUCGCUUACCCAGCCAAACUACCAAGAACACCUUUCCUGUCUUGUCCUCAGCUACUGCUGCCCUUUUUGUCCCUCUCUACACUCCGUACUAACAAGGAUCCUUGGGUUUCCUGUGUACUUGUAUGCAAUCGAUUGCAGGACAUGUAUUUAACCAUUUAACAUUCUGAAAAUCAGUUGCUGAUAUCUCCUCAAGGUCUCUUCGAUCACAGUCGCUUAAUAGUUAACACAUUUGCUCUUCUUGUGUUUGAAAGGGUGCAAACUGGGAGUGUUUUUAACUUAUUUUUACUUAUUCUGUUAUUCAGAUGACUCGAUCUUGUUAAUAUAUGGGGUGUUUGUGAGGCUAUUGUUCAGGUUUCUCUGUGCCACCUACAGCAUACAGGCACAUAUCACUAACUGCUUAGAAAUCCUUCAAAGAGAGCUAUCCAUCUGGUUCUGCUACCACUGUGUUGUUUGCUUGUAUGCUGAUUACCAUGUAAGCAUGUACAAAGCACUUAGGGCAGUUUGUGUUUGAAAACUUCAAAGUCAUAGGAGCUUGGCAACUUGCCAAACAUGAUUUAGCCUUUGGACCCCUUGCCUGGAGCCCUUUCCCAUAAGCUGUUGUAAACCUCAGGUUUUCCUUAUGCUAUCCAAUCAACAAGUUGUUUUGGCUCUUCAUCUUAAGCAACAUACAGACAUAGGAAUCAAGCAAAAUGUAUUAAAGUAGGAUGGGGGGUUGAAUGUAGAGCAACAGCUGCCAGGGUCUGUGUGUUUUAUUUGUUGGAUCUUCUUAGCUGAGACACUGGCUUCGGAUUGGGACACUUCUUACAUAAAUACAUGUAGAAUAUUUAAAUGGUUGUAUCUAUCUAAAGCCGCUGUGUUUGAUCAACCCACAGAACAUAACCUGCCAUGAGAGUAAGCUCAGAUAAGCCGGUGUGCACGACACUCAGAUAAACCUUACGUUCUUUGCAGCAGCGAAUCCUAUUUACACUGUACUUUCAAACAUGGGAUUUUUUUUAUUUUGAAUCCCUUUUUAAAUACACUAACCCUGAAUCUGAAUCAUAGCUUGUUUUUAUUAUACGUUUUUAAUAUAUUGUCAGAGCAUGUCCAAUGUUCCUUUCCCUGCAGGGCAUAUAUUUCCUGGCCAAGUAUAAAUACUGCACAUAAACUAGCUGUUUAGGAUGAUACUAGUGUAAAUAAGAUGGUUCAAUUGGAUUUUAUGUCGUGUUUGAAAUGGUUGAAUCUCUUACUAACUUGUGUUUUGUUUUUGAUGACGAUCUACUGUUUGACCUCUGAAAUGAUAUUUGUGUGUGUCACAGCUCUAAUGUUGACUUUUCUCUAAUAGCCGUCUAUGACUGCUCAGCAGCAUUUGAUUUUUCCCUUCAAAGCUCCGUUUGUUCACCAUACAAUACCUCCUCAGUGUGCAAAUUGUAGGUGGAUUUUUUUCCAUCAAUCUAACUUUGUCAGAAAUCACUGUCGAAAUGUUUUGUUUUCAGGAAAUAGGUGCACUUUUGUCUUUAGCUGUAUGCAAACUCAACAGGUACUUUGUGUGUGUGUGUGUAAUCUUUCCCGUGUUAUUUAUAUUUGUAUGCUGUGAGUCCCUACGCAAGGCUGAAGGCCACGUGUGCACUACUACUGACCUCGCAGCAUUAAAACCAAAUGUUCUCAGAAUUAUCUCUGGUCAUGUCCUCAAGUGUUUAUUUAAGAUCACACCACUGAAAAUGAGAAUGUUUAUACAAAUCACGCCAACCAGUUGCAGAACUCUGCUGACUAGAGACUGUAAGGAGGAUCUGACUUUGUCUUUGGGAGAAGAAAUGUAACUAAAUACUACUGAAAUGUCUGAAUUGCUGUCUCAAAAAUGUGUUUGACCAAUACUUUUAUUUUAAAAAUCACUCUUUCCCUGAAUGUUUAAGUCUUUCAGGAUGUAUGUAAGAACAAAGAGACUGCCCUUGAGGCUGUGAAAAAAUGUGUAGAUCUACUGUUUGAUAAGUGGUUGAGUGUCAACCAUGACAUACACACUAAAGGGGAAUGACUGUCUUGUCCAAUAGUACCUGCCUUACAAUGUAUAAAAUGCAUAGUGUAUUUAAGGUUGAAAUACCUUGCUCCAAGUGUCACCAAGAAAGAAAGAAAUUGGUUGUUAUUCUGCAGGCAGUGAAAGAGACGACUGCAUCCAUGUAAAAACCCCUUCAGGACUUCAAUCAUGUACCUUCUAAUAUAGUAAUAAAUGCAAUUGUUUUCAUAA
Molecule: messenger RNA, 3946 nt
Organism: Trematomus bernacchii (emerald rockcod)
Lineage: Eukaryota; Metazoa; Chordata; Actinopteri; Perciformes; Nototheniidae
Product: activin receptor type-1B-like
Exons: 9
Coding region: 87-1604 (505 amino acids)
Biological process (GO): activin receptor signaling pathway; cellular response to growth factor stimulus; protein phosphorylation
Cellular component (GO): activin receptor complex; plasma membrane
Molecular function (GO): activin receptor activity, type I; activin binding; ATP binding
Source: RefSeq, a predicted model, not a curated record